Molecule: messenger RNA, 2195 nt
Organism: Diospyros lotus (date-plum)
Lineage: Eukaryota; Viridiplantae; Streptophyta; Magnoliopsida; Ericales; Ebenaceae
Product: disease resistance protein RUN1-like
Exons: 3
Coding region: 243-2129 (628 amino acids)
Biological process (GO): signal transduction; defense response
Molecular function (GO): ADP binding
Source: RefSeq, a predicted model, not a curated record
AAAAACCCAUGCGAGAGCCCGAAGGGCAGGGCCCACCGCCAAUACCAUUUAUUUAUUUAUUUUUAGUCCACAACGCGGUCGAACCCGACGGGCGCGUUUAUACUUUCGUGAUCCAUUAAAUACAUUUACAUUCACUGAACUGCUGUCCUCUUGGCGGCCUCUGUUGGUUCGCAUAGAUUUAACGAUACGCAGAGGGAUUGUUUUCCGAUACGCAGAGGGAUUGUUUUCCGAGCAAGUGAACAAUGGCUUCCACCAGCACCCAACUGCAGGAAGGAGCUUUUCUCCCUCCUGGAUCUAGUUUCUGGAAAUAUGACGUCUUCUUAAAUUUUAGAGGCGAAGACACCCGCAACGGCUUUGUUGAUCAUCUCUAUUCAGCUCUGCAUCAGAAGGUUAUUUUUACAUUUAAGGAUGACCUCAAGCUCGAGAGAGGUGAAUCAAUUUCUCCGACACUCUUGAAAGCCAUUGAAGAGUCGAGGUUUGCCGUGGUUGUUUUCUCCGAGAACUAUGCUUCUUCCAAGUGGUGCUUGGAGGAACUCGUAAAAAUUCUCGAGUGCCAGAAGACGAGGGGACUCACUGUUUUGCCAGUAUUUUAUAAAGUAGAUCCCUCGGAUUUACGGAAACAAAGAGGGAGCGUUGGAGAAGCAUUUGCCAAACACGAGGGAGAUUCUAGCAAAGAGAAGGAGAAGCAGAAGGUGCAGAGAUGGAGAAAUGCUCUAAUGGAAGCGGCCAACAUUUCUGGGUGGGAUUCAGAAAAAGAUGGGCCUGAAGCAAAGCUUGUUCGAAACAUUGCCAUUCAUAUUCUAAAAAGACUGGGAGAUGAUGGUUCAAGCGUUCUUGAAGAUGUUGUUGGAUUGUAUCCUCGUAUAGAAAAAGUGAUGUCACUAUUAGAAAUGGGAUUGGGUUUGGAUGAUCCACGUAUAGUAGGGCUAUGUGGAAUGGGUGGUAUUGGAAAGACUACUAUUGCCAAGGCUGUCUAUUACCAAAUUCGUUCUCGGUUUCAUGCCAGUUGCUACCUUCCAAAUGUCAGAGAAGCUGCUGAGAAGCAUGGCUUGGAAUCAUUGCAAAAAUCUCUUCUUUCUGAUAUCUUCUCGGUCCCAGACAGUGAGAUAAAAAUAAGAAAUCUUGAUCAAGGGCGUAGUAUGAUAAAGAAUAGGGCACGGUGUAAGAGGGUUCUUAUAGUCCUUGACGAUGUGGACCAGCAAGAUCAACUGGAAGCACUUUUUGGUAAUCUUGAUUGGUUUGGUUUAGGAAGUCGGAUUAUAAUAACAACAAGAAACUCCCAUUUACUUAAAAUAUUUGAAGUGAAAGUGAAUCAUGUGUUUAAUAUCGAGGAACUAAAUCACGAAGAUGCUUUAGAGUUAUUUUGUUGUAAAGCAUUUAGAAAAAACCAACCAACGCAGGGUUAUGAGGGACUCACAAACAGUGUAAUUCAUUACGCUGGAGGAGUUCCAUUAGCUCUUCGAGUUUUGGGCUCUUUUCUCUUUGGCAGAAGCAUAAUUGAAUGGCGAAGUGCAGUUGAUAGAUUAAGGCAACAGCCCAAUGCAAAAAUUCAGGAAGUGCUCAAAUUAAGCUAUGACGAACUGGACCAUGAAGAGAAGGAAAUUUUUCUUGACAUUGCAUGCUUCUUUAAAGGAAAGAGCAAAGACUAUGCAAUAGAUGUACUGAAUGCCUGUGGUUUCCAUGCUGAUAUUGGAAUAAGUGUUCUUGAAGACAAGGCACUUGUAACAAUAACACACAAUCAGAUAGGUAUGCAUGAUCUAAUACAAAAAAUGGGAUGCCAUAUUGUUAAUGAAGAAUUCUCAAAAGAGCCCGGUAAAAGAAGCAGGUUGUGGAAGUACAAAGACAUCUACGAUACACUCACAAAAAAAACUGGGACAGCAACAAUAGAGGCCAUAGUUUUGUAUUCUUGUGAAACAAAAGAGAUAUCCUUAAGUCCUGAUGCGUUUUCAGAGAUGAACAAAUUGCGACUGCUCAAGCUUAGUAAUGUUCAACUUCCUAAUGGUCUCAGCUACCUCUCUAAUGAUUUAUGCCUUCUUGAUUGGGAUGGAUACCCUUUAAAAUAUCUGCCAUCAAAUUUUCUACCGGACAAUCUUGUCAUACUAAAAAUGUUGAGGAGCUGCUUGAAGUAACCUUGGAAUGGAAGAAUGGUAUGAGCAAAAUAAAUCCUAUUGCUUUUUUUUUUUUUUUUUACUAUA